Molecule: messenger RNA, 571 nt
Organism: Maylandia zebra (zebra mbuna)
Lineage: Eukaryota; Metazoa; Chordata; Actinopteri; Cichliformes; Cichlidae
Source: RefSeq, a predicted model, not a curated record
GCUGAUGUCACAGAGAGACCUCCUGAAAUCAAACCAUGUAGUACAGUGCAGCCCACAUGCCCGGAGCCUGAAGUAAAAAUUAUAACACAACCGUGCAGCCCAAUACAAACUACAAGCCCACAACUUCCUGAAAUAAACAUGAAUGAUUCAUGUUAUAAAUGUGAAGAUGGCUGGAAGCAACACAGAGGAAAGUGCUAUUACUUCUCCACAAGAAAAUAAUCCUGGGAUGUGAGCAGAACUGAAUGUAGGACUAAAGGAGGAGACCUGGUUAAGAUAGACAGCAAAGAGGAGCAGAGUUUCUUGAAGACAAAAAUUGAAUAUGGGAGCUAUUUCUGGAUCGGACUGACAGACUCAGCAGAAGAGGGCAGAUGGCUGUGGGUGGACGGCUCACCACUGAAUGAAAGGUUGGCAUUUUGGUCCUUUCUUGAGCCAGAUGAUUGGAAUGGAGAGGACUGUGUGAAGAUGGGGCCAAUGUAUUGGUUUGAUAAUUCCUGCAAAGUAAAUCAUGGAAGUAUUUGUGAGAAACCAGCUGUGGUUCUGUGUGACUAAAAUUCAGUUAGUUCAGUGGAAG